Zootoca vivipara (common lizard) is the source of this 4549-nucleotide messenger RNA. RefSeq lists its product as uncharacterized. Gene Ontology annotation, biological process: regulation of transcription by RNA polymerase II. The record is from RefSeq and is a predicted model, not a curated record. Gene Ontology annotation, molecular function: DNA-binding transcription factor activity, RNA polymerase II-specific; RNA polymerase II cis-regulatory region sequence-specific DNA binding. Lineage: Eukaryota; Metazoa; Chordata; Lepidosauria; Squamata; Lacertidae.
CUGAGGCACCUUCCUGAUCCACCACCUUCCUUCUUCCCUCCAGGGGUUUUUGCUUCUUGGAUGGAGCCAUUGGGGGCUGCAGAUCUCUUCCCAGAAGUUGCAACAAUGCCAAAGGCACAAGGAGCAGCCCAGGAACUCCAGCCAGAAAUAAAAAUGGAGGAGCAGGACCCAACAGAACCGGGAUCCCAAGAGAAGCUGGAGGCAGGCGAAAGGGAGCCUCAGGUUGUCCAAGUCGGGACCGUCAAGGAGUUCCUGACCGGCGAAGGCCCAGCACAAGUGAAGCUGGAGCCAGAGGAAGCUUUGCAGGAGCGUUGGGAAAACCAGGGGCAGGAGUUCCUGAAGACGAUGGAGUCCCCUUGCUCAGGAUGGAGGCACCUCAGGCUACCUGAGCCCAUCUCUGAGGCGGACACGAAGGAGUUCCAGGCCUCCUUCAAGGAAAUAGCUGGGGCCAGCCAGUGGCCGAAAGCAGACUGGGCAACUGCGGCUGUGCUAGGCCUCCGGGGAGCUCAGAAACCCAGCAGAGGGCUGGAUUCUUCAGGGAAAGGGAAGGACCAGAUAGCAAGUGAAGAUGCCGCCGACUCAGAGACACAACGCCAAUGCUUCCGGCGCUUCUGCUAUGAGGAAGCUGAGGGGCCCCGGUACGUUUGCAAGCAGCUGUGGAAGCUUUGCCACCAAUGGCUGAAGCCAGAGAAACACUCCAAGGACCAGAUCCUGGAAGUGCUGAUUCUGGAGCAGUUCCUGAGCAUCUUGCCUCCGGAAAUGCAGAGCUGGGUCGGCGAACAGGGACCGGAGACCUGCAGCGAGGCAGUCGUCCUGGCAGAAGAUUUCCUCCUGAAGCUGCAAGAGUCGGAAGGGUGGGAAGGAAAGGAAUCAGGGUUGUCAAUAAGCUCAUUUGUCAGCAGCCCUAAUUCAGAACAAGACUCCUGGGCCCCCGGGAAGAUGCAGCUUUCCAUGGAAGCCAAGCAGGAGAGUGACGGAGAAUCCCAUUUCUGCGGUGAUGGGCAAGAACAGGAAAAUGAAGAGGAGACAUUCCAGCUGGAAAGACCUGAGCAGACAGACCUCUGUGGAAUAUCCCUGGAAAGAGUCAAAGGGGAUUUCUUCCAGGGGCUUGACAUGGGGCUGAUGCCAGGAAGUCCCCCGGCACCAGGAGGCCCUUGGGAAAACCAUCCUGGGAAGGCGGCCAAACAGGCUUAUCAUUACGAUGAAGUGGGUGCCGGGUUAGACGAAAGUCCCUUCCAGGAGGAGAUCGUCAAGUUGAAGAUAAAGAAAGAGCAGUCCGAGGACACAAGCUUCAGCCAGGCCGUGCAAAUGGCCGAGAAGCCAUACAAAUGCUUGUAUUGCGGGAAAACUUCUAACUGCAAGGCCAACCUGGUCGUGCACGAGAGGACCCACACGGGAGAAAAGCCGUACACGUGCCUGGACUGCGGCAAGAGCUUCAACCGGAAGUCCACGCUGGUGAGGCACAAGAGAAUGCACACGGGCGAGAAGCCUUACGAGUGUGCAGCAUGCGGGAGGCGCUUCAGCAUCCGGUGCAACCUCAUCAAUCACGAGAGAAUCCACACAGGCGAAAAGCCGUACAGCUGCUCCGACUGCGAGCAGAGCUUCAGCCGGAGACUGCAGCUCGUCAUCCACCGGAGGACCCACACAGGCGAGACCCCCUAUAGGUGCGCCCAGUGUGGGAAGUGCUUCACUCGGCGCUCAUCCCUCCUGACACACGAGAGGAUCCACACGGGAGAGAAACCAAACACGUGCACGGAUUGCGGGAAAAGCUUCAUUCAGAAAGGAUACCUUCUGAUACACAGGAGAAUCCACACAGGAGAGAGACCCUAUAAAUGUUCGUCAUGCGAGCAGAGGUUUCUUAAUCGAAGUGAUCUGCGUAGACAUGAGAAAAUCCACGUGGGAGCCAAUCCCAAUGGAUGUUAGAGUUGUCAGAGAGGAUGAGGCAUUGGCGCUGGCCACACUUCAGCUGCCGAAAGGCAAUGUGAUUCCCUCAAAGUACAAAUGCAGAAUUUAAUUUUCUAAAAGAAUGUUUCCCGUAAAAAUAAAGAAAAUUGUAGAACUGUAACUUAAAAAUUAGCCACAAAGGUGUGGUCAUCUUUAUAACGGGAUAUUGGAAAUGGUUGGUUGAUGUACGAAACCUGAAACUUCACAUUAUAAAAGGUUCCUUGCAAAGGCGGGGAAGCUUCCUCAUCCUAAGGGCCGCAUUCCAUUGACCACAACCUUCCAAGGGCCGCAUGCCCAUGGUGAGCAGGGUCAGAAGCAAUGGAUGUAAUUCUUACCUUUGUGCUGUAGGCCAGUGGUUUUCAACCAGGGUGCUUUGGCACCUGGGGUGCUUUGAAAGAUGGUCAGGGAUGCCACAGGCAACACUGGCCUCUGUCCCUCUCUUCUUUCCGUCCCUCCUCUGAUGCCCUCUCUUGUCUCUGCUUCCCAAAGGCUUGCACAGCUGUUUAUUGCAACAGCCUGGCUAUAGGUUCCACAAGGGAAUGGUGCCUUCUGAGAGGCACCUCUCUUUGGGGCAGGGGGGAAGUUCAGCGACCAGGGACAACAGCAGCAGCUUCCUAGAGGACUCCCAAGGAGAGGAGAGGAGGCUGAGGGAACACUCCACAAGGGUGGGUGUUCAAAAAAGGGUGAGAGCCUGUCAGCUCUGCAGUCAAGGAAUGACAUAACUGUGCUCCUGAGACCCACAUAUGCUGUUGGGACCCUCCCAAAUCUCAUUUGGCUCAGCCAGUAUGGCCAUUGGCCAAUGAUGAUGUGUGUUGUAGUCCAGCAACACCUGGAGAGCUACAGGCUCCCCAUCCUUGUCACACAGUUAGAGGUUACAAACAUACCAUACAGUCAAAGUACUAUGAUACUACUUGAAACAAUAAUCUCUUCCCUCAAAGAAUUCUGGGACCUGUAGUUUGUUUGCUGAGAGCUACGCAGAGUGGUUUAACAAUUGAGCCAAAAUUCCUCAGAUACCUGGGAUUUUACUCAUAGUCCGAUCAUCCCUGACCAUUGGUCAUACUGGCUCUGGUUGAUGGGAGUUGGACUCAAACAACACUGGACCACAAGUUCCUUCACUCCUGGAAUUAUGCAAAAGUACCCACCCAAAACAAAAAAAAUAGUCUAUAGCAUUAAAAUCUGCAUUACUAUCUGAGGUCACAUCCUAAGGAUGUAGUGGAGAUUUUAAUCCAGGCAUCCCCAAACUUCGGCCCUCCAGAUGUUUUGGACUACAAUUCCCAUCAUCCCUGACCACUGGUCCUGUUAGCUAGGGAUCAUGGGAGUUGUAGGACAAAACAUCUGGAGGGCCGCAGUUUGGGGAUGCCUGUUUUAAUCAGUGUUCCACUAAUGGCAUUAACCCAAGAUGGAACCCAGCGCUUACUGGUUUUAAGUUUUUGAGAUGAGUCAGAAAGGUAAAGGACAAUAUUUACUCUGUGCCCCUAAUUUACUUUUUCUUUAGCUUCUAUACCAGGGGAAGGAGGCCUGUGGCCCUCCAGAUGUUUUUGGGCUGAAACUACCAUUGUUCCUGACUCAUUGGCCAUGCUGUCCGAGGCUGAUCAUGGACAUCUAUUCAUUCUCAUUUAUUUUUUAACCUCCUGCUCUCUUUUAUUAUUGUUCCUGUGUAUUUUGUUGAAACACAACAGAGACCAUUGUAAGAAGUUUCAAUAAAAAUAAAAACAAUUUUUUUAAACAACAACAAAAAAACCCCACCACUUUUUUUUGGGGAAAAGAUCUAUCUCUUUUAUCCCGGAAUGUCCCGCAUUUCCUUUGUUGUUGUUGUUUAGUCGUUUAGUCGUGUCCGACUCUUCGAGACCCCAUGGACCAUAGCACGCCAGGCACUCCUGUCUUCCACUGCCUCCCGCAGUUUGGUCAAACUCAUGUUCGUAGCUUCGAGAACACUGUCCAACCAUCUCAUCCUCUGUCGUCCCCUUCUCCUUGUGCCCUCCAUCUUUCCCAACAUCAGGGUCUUUUCCAGGGAUUUCCUUAGGAUGCCCCUAUUUUCAUCAGAGAAAUGUUGCAGUCAGUGAUAAUUAGAGCCUCAAUAUAUACUAAAUAGGCACACCUUUAACCUUUUACAGUAGAAGAUUGGUGAGAAUUGCUGCGAUGGUUGUAUUAAUUAUUAUGAUGGAAUAGGGAUCCAUUUGCAACCGAUAAUUGAUUGUGGAAGGUAUGUGAGGGAGGUAAUGGAGGGGUGGAUGUUGAUUGGCAUUAUUUCUCUGUGUAAAGCAACUAAUAAAAAAUGCCUCAAAAUAGAGGAAAAUAAAGGAUCCUCUGAUUGAGAAUCCAGCCCUGGCCUUGGCAGUGAGGGCACCAAAUCCUAACCACUAGACCACCAGGAAGAAUAGCAAGAUAGAUGCCUCCUUUAACCAAAUUUAUUUCUGAAUCCCUCAGUGUGACCUAUGGAACACGAACCACAGCAAAGCCAUUGCUCCUUCUCCCUGGCAAAAAGAUUCCCUGACCGGGAAUCGAACCCGGGCCGUGGCGGUGAAAGCGCCAAAUCCUGACCACUAGACCAUCAGGGACAGAUGAUGACAGUGUUUCCCAUCCCUCCCUUCCUUCACCUGAUAAG